Molecule: messenger RNA, 2238 nt
Organism: Octopus sinensis (East Asian common octopus)
Lineage: Eukaryota; Metazoa; Mollusca; Cephalopoda; Octopoda; Octopodidae
Product: chromobox protein homolog 1
Exons: 7
Coding region: 235-891 (218 amino acids)
Biological process (GO): negative regulation of transcription by RNA polymerase II; chromatin organization
Cellular component (GO): nucleus; pericentric heterochromatin
Molecular function (GO): chromatin binding
Source: RefSeq, a predicted model, not a curated record
UGAUUCCUUCCUACUGAAUUUUCGACCGAAAAUCUUUACGAAGGGAUCAUUUUCCCGCUAAAACCCUCUUCAUAAUAUCCCGGAUGUCAUAGUGACGCAUGCGCAAAGAGGUCAUUAAUAGACGUUCAAAUAGGCAAGGAGUGAUAUACCUUCCAGCUUGGAUUUGCGUUCAUUCAACAAUAGUGGACCUCUGACUGUUGCCAAUUGUAGACUUUUGCGCCUUCCGACCAUAACAUGAGUGUUGAUAACCUCGCAGUCAAACAAAGAGAUGCCAAGCCGGAAGUCAUGGCGUUAGAAAAGAAGCCAGGUACCACCCAACCCAAAAUUGGGAAGAAAAGUAAAAAAGAAUUUGAAGAUCCUCAAGAAGAGGAAGAAUUGGGUGAAGAGGAAUAUACUGUUGAAAAAGUGGUUGAUUCUCGAAUGAGAGGAGGUCGACGUGAAUAUUUACUGAAAUGGAAAGGAUAUCCAGACUCUGAAAACACCUGGGAACCCGAAGCUAAUUUAGAUUGUCCGGAUCUAAUAGCAGAAUAUGAAGAAAAGCAAAAAAAGAAACUUGCAGAAAAAGAAAAGAAACGGAAACAAAACGGAGAAGACGAAAGUUCUACUAAAAAGAAAAAGAAAAUCGCAGAAGUGAGAUCAACAGAAGAAGACAAUAAACCCAGAGGUUUUGACCGUGGUCUGCAACCCGAAAGAAUAAUUGGAGCAACAGAUAGCAGUGGGGAAUUGAUGUUUUUAAUGAAAUGGAAAGAUAGUGACGAGGCAGAUUUGGUACCCGCAAGACAGGCCAAUGUCAAGUGCCCACAGAUUGUAAUUGCUUUCUAUGAAGAAAGGCUAACUUGGCAUACACACAAUGACAAUGAAGACGAAGAAAAAGAGGAGAGCAAGUCAUGAAUUACAAAUGAUUAAGUUUGUUUCAGCAAUUUUUAUGUCCACAUUUUGUACAGUCAAUCAUCUUGUGUAGUGUCCUAUAACAGUCUGUCUGGGAUGUGUGGCAAUUUUAUUUGGCAGAGAAACUGGUACAAGAGCAUGUUUUAUUACAAACCACAAAAACAAGAUGAGUAUUAAUAAUAGUUCAUCUCUCAAAAUUCAUUGAUAUUGUCACGCCAACUUCUUUCACCCACUCCCCCCCCCCUUUGCUGUACCAUUUUUGGAUGAAUGCUUUUCAUUGUUCUAUGGAAAUCCCUGCUGAUGAAAGUGAAUUAGGUCUUGUUUGUGUUUGGGAAUGAAAUAGGGACAUUGCUGCUACUGCUGGGAUUAGUUGGUAUUCAAAAAAAAAGGAAAAAGAAAAAGAAAAAAAAGCCAAUAUUACAAAAAAAAAAGCCAGCUUUAAAUGCUGAUAAAUCCAAAUUACACAACCUACCCACUUUAACUCCCCAGGAAUUUAUUGUAUUUUACCUUUUUUUACUUCUCUAUCUUCAUUCAAAUAUUCUUUUUAAACAUUACUUCAUUUAAAACCAAAUUUCACCUCCUUUAUAAAUCUCUGCCUCUCUUUUUAGGCAAGGUAAGCAAACUGUUUUUAUUAUAUAAGAAUCGUCCACAUUUGUAAGCUUGUAACAAUGACAUGGAACAUCAAUAUUUGACAAUUAAACAUGAAAGUAAUUAAAUUGUUAAUUAUAGGUUUUCAAAGUGGACUUUUUGCAGUCAUGUACUUUAUUUUUACAAAAAGCUAUUGUACUUACAACUUAUUAGAUUUACUCAUUCACAAAAGUUGUAUAUAUCUCCAUGUAACAUAUCUAUGCCAUUUUUCUUUAGAGACCGUUUCAUUGUGAUCAUGACUCAUCUGAUUUCAUUAUCGGUGACAUACACUUGAUGAUUGUACAGUAGACAACUGGUCCAACCAAGUUUGAUUGUAAUCUGAGCUUGGUGGGGUUUGCUGCAAAGAUUGUUAAUUUGGUUCAAGUAGUCAAUUACGUAAUAUCUUAUAACAAAAGAUUGGAUUGAGAAGAACUGUAUGGGGGUAGGGACAUUGUUGUCGUGUUCCCAACUGCUUCUCACUCAACAACACUUUACUUGGAUCAUCACUAAGGAGGCUACAAGUAUAUGAAUUCUCAUUGUCAUUAGUACCUUUAAGAAUCUCAUAUUGAAAAUUGCUGUUUGUACUGUAUUGUUCAUUUGUGAAGACUUGCUGGAUUAGGAUGCUGUAUGUAAACUUGCUAAUUUCCUUGAUUCAUUACUUGUAUUAGAAAAUGGUAGUGCUCCCAUGCCUGUGUCUCGUGAAAUAAAUGGAUUUUAAUCAAA